AUGUCUAAUCUAGAGUUGGCCAUUUUACCACAGCUCCAGCAUGAUGAUACAAAGGUUCCUGUUUUACCAAGGGAGAAAUCUGAAUCACAACAGUUAACUAUAUUCUAUGCUGGAAUUGUGCACGUUUAUGACAAUAUUCCUGUUCAAAAGUCAAUUAUGAAUCUGGCACGUGAAAACUGUUCACAGUUAAUAUCUAGUUCUACUUAUAAUGCAAAGGAAAUUAAAUCAACUCAGAAAUCCCAAGUCUACAAGUUUCAAGCAGACUUGCCAAUUGCAAGAAGGAAAUCCCUUAAGAGAUUCUUUGAGAAACGUCAUAAUAGGAUUAUAAGUAAACAUCCAUAUGUCUCUCCUGAAUGUAUCAUGAUCAAAGUGGAAAUUGGAACGAUACAGAGAAGAUUAGCAUGACUCAUGUGCAAGUAUAACACACAGAGAAAUGAUCCCAAAAAAGAAAAUAAUCAGAAUGAAAAUAAAAAGAAAAGUUGGUUCCUAGCUCUAUGUGAAACAAAUUAAACAAGGGCUAGGUUUUGAUUGAUUGAUUGAAUGAUGUCCAAAAGGGUAAAAUUAUAUUUCUUAUUGAACAUAUUUUACUAGGACACUGUUCUCUAGUUUUAACUUUGAGAAUUAUGCCAAUGAUUU
Molecule: messenger RNA, 636 nt
Organism: Solanum stenotomum
Lineage: Eukaryota; Viridiplantae; Streptophyta; Magnoliopsida; Solanales; Solanaceae
Product: protein TIFY 3-like
Exons: 5
Coding region: 1-405 (134 amino acids)
Biological process (GO): response to wounding; regulation of jasmonic acid mediated signaling pathway; regulation of defense response
Cellular component (GO): nucleus
Source: RefSeq, a predicted model, not a curated record